This is a messenger RNA of Papaver somniferum (opium poppy), 1328 nucleotides long. Its product is annotated as protein SCO1 homolog 2, mitochondrial-like. The record is from RefSeq and is a predicted model, not a curated record. The transcript has 7 exons. Lineage: Eukaryota; Viridiplantae; Streptophyta; Magnoliopsida; Ranunculales; Papaveraceae. Gene Ontology annotation, biological process: mitochondrial respiratory chain complex IV assembly. Bases 228 to 1079 code for a protein of 283 amino acids.
AAACACCUCACACUUUGCUUGUUAAUUUCAAUUUUUUGCGUGACAAUAUUUUACCCCCAAAAUUUCCAUCAUUCUUUUAGAUUUUCUUGAAACUCAAGAAAAAUAUAGACAACAACCAAACCCUAAUUCUCAGUGGAAACUUGUGAUAACUUUUCUUGAUUUGAUUUCUCUUAUUUCAAUGAGGUUGAUUCUUUCAUUAUUAGAUUAAAACCCCAAUUUCAAAAAUCAUGCCCAUCUCUCGGAUUCUUGCUUCUUCUCUCCGUAAUCGGUCUGGUGAUUGUGUGAAUUCUCUUCUUCGCAGGUUAGGUUCCUCCAGAAGAGUUCAAUGUCGUAACUACAGCGGAGCACCGAAAAACAAUAAGCGAAAGCUAGAUACUAAGCCUUUAGUAACUACUCAACAGCCACAGAACUCUCAUUCGUCUCCCCUGGCUAGAUUUAUUAUUCCCACGGGAUUACUGGCGAUUGUUGGAGCAGGCAUAUUUGUUCACUAUAACGAUGAGAAGCGAGUUGUAUUAAAAGGUCAAGGUACUGACAGAUUAAGUUGUGAAUGCAAAGGACCUACUGUUGGAGGCCCGUUUAAUCUGAUUGAUACUGAACAUAAUUCUGUAACUGACCGCAACUUUCGAGGAAACUGGGUACUCCUCUACUUCGGGUACACAUCUUCUCCUGAUGUUGGUCCAGAAGAAGUUGAGAAAAUGGCGAAGGCCAUCAAAAUAUUAGAAUCUGAACAGGAUCUGAAGAUUAUACCCACAUUUGUUACAAUUGAUCCCGAAAGGGAUUCCCCUCAUCAACUCAAGGCUUACCUCAAGGAGUUUGAUCCAAGAAUUGUUGGACUAACGGGAUCGAUUUGUUCCAUAAAAGAGAUGGCUCGAGAAUAUCGAAUUUUCUUCAAAAAGGUUGAGGAAGAUGGAGCAGAUUACCUCGUACAGACUUCCCAUAACAUGUACUUGUUGGAUCCAAGUUUGGAGAUUGCGAGAUGUUUUGGCUUAGAGUACACUGCUGAGCAACUGUCAGAAGAAAUACUCAAGUUGACAAAAUCCCGUCCAAGCAAAGCACCUGAAAAAGCACCUGACUCGUAGAUGAUAUUGCAACCUAUCUGACUUGGUAAGCAGAAUUCAGAUCCUCAAGCAUAACAGCAUGUUUUUCUCACGGUGUUGUUGUGAAAAAACCACUGUCAUAUGCCAUCAUCCAGCUUACUUUCAAUUUUGGUUACUAAGAUAGAUAAGAACUGACACACAUUUUGUCGUCCAAUAACAAUGAUUAACCCUCGAGUUCUAUUCGUAUGAGCAGUUGUGGAGACACAUGGCAUCUAAAUUUCGUUUUGUUCC